This is a messenger RNA of Cladocopium goreaui, 2979 nucleotides long. Lineage: Eukaryota; Dinophyceae; Suessiales; Symbiodiniaceae. The record is from the annotation of a GenBank genome assembly.
AUGGGGAUGUGGCUCAGGACUGAUGUGCCUGAGUCAACCUUGUGGUUUUUCCAUGAUCGCGAGGAGUCCUUGUAUUUUUAUAUGGCGGCCUUGAUUGUGCCUUUUGGCAUUCUCUAUGUUUUUGACUAUUUUAGCCUGAGCUGGGGCAUUACCAGCACAACCAUCACCUGGCUUCAAUCUAGCUUGCUGCGGCGCUAUUUGAACUACAAUAGCGCAGCGCAGACCAUAACUGAUCCUGCUGUCAUCUCCGUGGCUUUUCACCAGGAUUCCAGGGCACUGGCAAAGGACGGCUACAGAGGAGUCAUCAGAUUGUUUAGCGCAUUCGGCAAUUUGGCAGUGCUAGUGAUCUUUCAAAUCACAGCGCCCUACGCCUUCAGCAAACCCUUUCGACCCUCUGCUAUCUCGAUAGUUCUACUGCUGCCUUUGGUUCUUUUUCUCUUCCUGUAUUGCAGAAGCGGUGCCACCAAGAAGGUGCUGGAAGAAGAGUCGCGGGCGGAGGCUAAGACCGUGGGGGCCACAGAAGUCUUCAGGAAUUGCUGUAGCUCUUUGAGUUUCAACCUUCGAGACAAUCACCUGGCUGGGAAUGUGGAUACGUUACGGUUGGAGUUCAAGAAAGUCAAAAAUAUCCGCCUGGUCUCAGACUUCAACAAGCGCGGCGCAGUAGUAGAUCAGUUUGAGCAGCAUGUCAAGGCAUUUCGCACCGCGACACGACACGUAGGACAGCUGACUUUCAACAAUCGCUCCUUCUGCAAAUGGCUCAGCGAGUUGUUGAUCACUUUUUGGUUUGGCUUCGCUGGGCUGGAGGUCAUUAGUGGCAACCUUUCGCUGGGACUUUUUUUGCCAUCUAUUUUUGCCUCUCCAUCAGCUGCCUUGCGGCGCAGACGGCUUGCAUGGGCGGGUGGGACGGCGACGACGAAGAGCCUGCAGAGCCUGCUCGAGAUGACGGAGGUGAUCAAAUCGAUCCGGCUGGAGGCACUGGAGAUGAUCAAACAGCAGCUGUCCCAGCCGUCCAAGCUGAAGGAGAUCGCGGAGACGGUCAUGGCUGCAGUAGGCAGCACGCCCUUUCACAUGCGCAUGGAUGGCAUGUUGCUGGAGCAGGUAGAGGUGCAGAAGCCAGGCUUUAUGCUGCCAGCUUCCGAGCGGCACAUCGUGGAAACUGCCCGGGAUUUGCUUGCAAAGAUCCCAGCGGGGGGAGGCAUCUCCCAGAGGUUCAUGGUCUUGUCGACCAUCAUCCGAGAGCACCUGGAACAGUUCGCCGAAGUGCAUGAGGACAACGGCGUCAUCACCUGUAAUGCGCUGCUUUUCUCAUGUGUGAUGAAUGGAGCAGCCCGAGGCUAUAGAUUGCCAGUGGUCAUGGCCGUCGAGGACAGGAACAAGCUGGCAUGCCUCAGCAGGCGUGCGGGAUUCUUGUACGUCCUCACCUAUCGAGCUGCUGACGUGGCCCAGCGGAAGUUCGAAGGCACCCCGCAAUGGAUUCUGCAGGGCGAGUGCUUCAAGGAUGACUUCGACGGGACAAGUGGACCCCCGGGAGAGAGCACUUGUGGCCGCAAAGACGGCAACGUCCAUGGUGCUUGCACUUCGGUUGACCCGGUGGGAAGAUUCGAAAGGGCGGCCUUGGACUGUCACAUUGGCCAGAGCCGCUGGAGCCUCAGCAGCAGCAGCAGCAGCCGCCGCUUUCCCCCAGCGAUGACAGCCGUGGAUGAUGGGCGGGGCGGAACCAUGUUUGCGCCGACAGCCCCACUUCGCCCCGCCAUGCCCGCUUUUCAGCUGGGGUCAGCAGACUUGGCAGCAACAGCCGUCCCAGCCGUCACAGCCGUCCCACUCGUUGCAGCAACAUUGACACAGUCUGAGAAGAACAACUACAAGGAAAAAAGCAGAUCGGAGUUCAUGGCGCAAAGAGACGCCAUGAAAAGCCAUGGCCUGCCCACUUGGCGCAUGCAGAAUGCCACGGCCGUCUCAGCUGUCCCAGCUAUCCACGCAACCUGUGGAAGAGCAGGACCAGGCGCUCCUCAGAUUUGGGAAGAUCACGGUGGUGAAGGCUCUUACGGGACUGUGCUGAAAGGCCUGAUGCCCUACGGCCGCUUCUGCGCCCUGAAGAUCUUCAAGGGCAGCAAAGCUAUGAUCUCCUUGAAGCAAAAGGUGCUCAUCCAAACUGGUGCUUUGACUGGACGCGCACUGCAGAAUGCCCAGGAGACUUCAUGCAUGAAACUCGCGGAUUUGGGAAUGUCUGAGAUGAUGGGGAUUGAAGCUGCCUCGAUAAGGUGGGUCUUCAAGUGUAGCAGCUGCAGCGGCGGCUACAAACUCAUGCAUGGAAGGAGGGGCUGGGCAGAGGGAAAGAUGGCCCAUGCCAGAUCCAAUGAUGCCGUGUUCAAUGAUGAAGUGCUUAGCUCAGGUUCGCAUGGAUUUGCUACCGAUCACGUGUGCAACACCAUCAACCCUGCUGAGGCUGAUGGAGAACUUGUGCUUUGGCGUUGCGCCAGGUCUGAGGAACGUGUCCGUUUGAUUUGCAAGCUCCUGGAGAUGCCCAAGGUCAAAGACAAGAGCGACAAACACUGCAAGGGGUGUGGUUGGCAGGGGGCCUUUGGCCCAGCACCUUUUUGCACUCGAGUUGUGUUAGAAGAGUACAGGCUGCUCUUGGAAUUAAAGCCUUCAAGCGUGACGCAGUUUGAAACCAAGGUCGUUCGCCGCGGCGUUGCACAGGACUCUUCGAGCUUUCUCUCGCGGCGGCCUCGGACGUGCAUCGUCUCCGGCAUCACACCGGACGGCUUGGAGGUGGCAGACAAGAUCUACCGAGUAACAAAGCGGGGUGCUGACGAAGUCUCGAUUCACGUCGCGCAUGAAACGCUCCACCAGGAGCAUGUUUUCGAUGGUCACAUUGAACUUCAGAGCGAAAUGAGCGGUGUCCUAAGCGGCACCGAUGCUGCAAGUGCAUGGCGGUACAACGCUGCGACGACAGUGGAGAGAACGAGUUCAAUAUAG